ACUCCAAACCGAAGGCCGCAACGACGUCAUUUUAGUGGCCGUUAUAUCGACUCUCGAGAAAACGUCAAACUUUGUUCGGCCGUUCCAAGGAAGAGAGAUCAGAAUUUUUCGAUUGUAGCUUCGAGUUUCUCCGGGGUUUACGUCCGCUUGAUCGUCGAGUGACUUGGAUGGAUGAUAGGGAAGAUCUUUGUAACAUUGAGGGGGAUGGAGAUGGGGACGGAAGAAACAGUUCGGGUGUCAGUUCCUCAACAUCUGGUAAAGCUGCUGAUAUUAUAUUGUGGAACUUAGUGGCUGAUAUUAUACUGUGGAAGCGAUGGCAUGUUUCAUGUGGCAUCAUCGUUGUUGCGACUAUAGCAUGGCUCCUUGUUGAGCGUUCCGGAUUAUCGUUCUUAUCACUUUGUUCGGAUGUCAUGUUGUUCUUGAUUGUACUGCUGUUUCUUCAGGCCAACUUCGCUGUUUUCAGACACGAAAAGCUCCAGAAGUUACCUAAGCUUGUCUUGUCAGAAGAAAUGGUUAAUAAUGCGGCUGCAUCAUUUCGCCUUAAAGUUAAUCAUGCUCUGCUAACGGCUCAUAAUAUAACUUUUGGCAAAGAUUUCAGACUUUUCUUCAAGGUGGUGGUUUGUCUAUGGCUCUUGUCUGGAAUUGCCUACUUGAUCUCUUUCUUUACGCUUGCAUAUAUAGGAAUCAUUUUAUCCAUCACAGUCCCUGCACUGUACAACAAAUAUCAAGAACAUGUUGACCUCUUUGCUGGUCAGAUCUGCCAACGUGUUCGGAACUACUACAAUUUAGUGGAUGAGAGUGUUAUUAGCAGAAUCUGUAGGACAGUCGCCAUGUGACAAUUCAUGAGUUUUCCCCGAAAGCAGUUUAAAAGUUGGAUUGUAUUACAUGAGUUGCAGACAUUUCUUCAGCAGACUGAAGCGGGAUUACUCGGUCCUUUCACUCGACGUUGAAUUGGGUUUUUUUCUCGAGGUUAACCUGUUCCUUUCACUCUACGUUGAAUUGGAUUAUUUCUCUUGGUUUCUCCUGAUUCUAUCAAUGAUACUAUACAAGCUCAUCAUUAAACUUA
Molecule: messenger RNA, 1066 nt
Organism: Rhododendron vialii
Lineage: Eukaryota; Viridiplantae; Streptophyta; Magnoliopsida; Ericales; Ericaceae
Product: reticulon-like protein B16
Exons: 6
Coding region: 168-836 (222 amino acids)
Source: RefSeq, a predicted model, not a curated record